Messenger RNA from Ectocarpus siliculosus, 4300 nucleotides. The record is from the annotation of a GenBank genome assembly. Lineage: Eukaryota; Phaeophyceae; Ectocarpales; Ectocarpaceae.
AUGCCGCUGCCAACUGCUCGUUUCAGGUUCAUCCCGGAAUUCGCUACGGGUGAGGUGCCGGAGGCCGGAGGGUCCCUGGAAAGCCUGCUCAACCGCUCGUCGCUCAUGGACGUUCCCUUUCGGGGGAUGCAGCGGCAGCACCCCCUUGUGUACCUCGCAGCCUUGGACGAUCCAUCCCCCGCCGCUGGCACGAUCUCGGAUAUCAACUUCCAGGCUUACGCCGGGUUCGAUAUGACUGGUUACCUGGAAUGGGGCUUGGUUGGGGUAUGCGACAGUUGGGAUGAAACCACCUACACCGGGGACUCGUACGAGCCGCGAUGCAGACUGUGGUACCAAGACGCCAUCGAGAACGGCAACACCGGGGUCAUCUUCACCAACCCUUACGAGGACGCCGACUCGGAGAAGCUCACCAUGUCUGCCGCAGCGCCGGUCUUCAACUUGGCCGGCACCGUGGCCGGAGUGGUUGGGUUGGACAUCAACACGACAAACAUCGAGAGCUCCAUCAAGGACCUCAAUGUCAUCAACGACGACGGUUAUGCCUACCUGCUGGCCCCGGGCGGGGACGGGCAGGUGGCCGUUCACAGGGACUUGUUGGACUACGGCGGCGUGAACUACAUCCUGGACUUGGAGUUCGGAGACGGCGCCGACGAAAACGGCGAGGAGGAAUCGCAGUUUCUUGAUCUUGUCACCGAGAUCUCCGCCACCUGCUCCGGCUCCGCCGAGUACUCGAGGGACGGGAGUGCGUGGAUCCUGGCCUGGAAGCACGAGACCGUGAGCGGCGCCGGCGCGUCUACUGCCAGCGACAGCUGCGGCGACGGUGGCUUCAUCGCCGUGGUGACGGUCAGCGAAUCGGUUCUGUUGGAGGCCUUCUCCGAGACGAAAUCACAGAUUUACCGGGUGGUUCUCUUCGCGAGCUUCAUCAUGGUCCUGGUGCUGGUAGCAAUCGCCUGCAUCACGAGUGUCACUGCUCGAUUCGUGGCUGGCGGGAUCGAGGGUCCGAUCAACCAACUCAUCGGUGCCGUGUUCGCACUCAACAGGAUGGAUUUUUCGCGGCAGCCGCCAGGGACUCGGAUCGUCCACGACAUGCCCUCCAACGACAUGCUCCCCCCCGAGGUUGACGACUUGGUGGAAGCCUUCGAGUCCAUGAAUACGGCAGUAAAGUUCGCCAACACAACCCUGGCCACAGGUAACAUAGCCGUGGCGAAGUCCAUCUACAUGGACGCCCUAGAACUCUUCACAAAGCUAGGAAACGACCGCGGAAUCGGCAUCGUGCGGAACAACCUCGGCAACGUUUGCGCGAUGGAGGCCGGAGAGCUCGUGGCGCAGGCAAGGGAUGCACGAAAUCCGACCCAAGCCAAGGCCCUCAUGGAAGCGGCGCUGCUGAUUUUUAUCGACGCCGCCAUCAACUUCAAGCUCGCCAUCGACGACGCCGAGAUGCUCUGCGCAGCCACCAAUUACCAACCGAAUGGUGCUUUACCUCAGCACCCGAGCGCCCACCACGGUGGUCAUGACGGUGUCGGCGAGACCAAGUUUGAUGAAGACGUUGAGGCUGCAAAUGCUGCACUCGCGGAUGUCGACACAAACGACGACGAUGACGACAACACGUCACACGCCGCUCUUGACCGGCAGCUCGCUAGCCGCAAGUCUAACCUCGCCCGGUGCACCGAAGCCAGGGGCAAUAGCGCCGUUGCAACGGGAGGGAAGCCAGACCUGGAAAUCAUCCACGAGGCCAGGAAUCUGUUGCAGGAGUGCCUCCAGCUAACCUCCGCCGGCCAAAAUAGCGGAGGAAACCGCAACAAUGGCGACACGAAGAACGACCUACAGCGAUUUGGAUACCUCCUCCAAUUGUCCGUCCUGGAGCGAGGGCAAGGUAGAUCUCAGGAAGCAGGGGAAGCACUGGAUGCAGCCGAGCUGGUGAUCGCGCCCUACGAGAGGCAAUACGUCGACGCGGGGCCGGGGGCGGCGAUGACUACGCCGCUGGAAACACCAGUGCACAUCCUCCGCCAGAGGCUUUUGGAAGCGCGCGCCGCCCUCAGUGUAGCAAACGACUACCACGAGGAGGCAAUCGAUCACUACACGCAAGCCUUGAUAGGGACGGGAGACAUAAUCGACCCCAGCGUUGCCAGGGCAUCGCUCUUGGGGCUCCGCGGUCUGGCCUCUGACGGCAACUACGGCCGCCUUUUCUCCUCCGAGCUGCUGGUAGCGUUGAGUUUGCAUCCUGGAGCGGGCAAGGACCCCGAGUGCUUGACUUCGGCGAUCGACCACGGUCUGGACAGGGUUAACCGGGUCGAAACGAGAAUGGCAGCGGCGCGGAAUGAUUCUACUAGGAAGACCGACGUAGAUUUAUGCUUCGUGAUGGACUGCACAGGAUCGAUGCAACGGUGGAUCGACCAGGCCAGGACUAGGUUGCUGGACAUAAUCGACCAGGCAAAAGAGGACGUCGCCAACAUCAACCUGCGGGUUGCUUUCGUUGGGUAUCGCGACUUCGGAGACAGAGUGCAGUACGAGUCGUUCGACUUCCACAAGGAACAAGAUCUUCCCAAGCUUCGCGCCAAGCUCAACAAAAUUAAGGCCUACGGAGGCGCUGACUUCCCAGAGGACGUUGCCGGAGGGUUGAAGCUCGCCACGGAGCUGGACUGGAGGGGCACAAUCCGCCUUUGCAUCCUCCUCGCCGACGCCCCGUGCCACGGCUCGAUGUACCACAUCGGGAUCGGGGACAGGUACCCGAACGGCUGUCCGAAGGGAAACGACCCAUCCAAGCUGCUCUACGAACUACAGUACGAAAUCGGUGCCGACUUCUACUUCAUCAAAAUGACACGACACACGGACAAGAUGAUCAGGGUGCUGCAGAACAGGGCGGGGGCUAUGUGGGACAGCAACGCCAGGCCUCGCCGUUCUUCCCGGCAAGGGGCCAGGGUGGCCAGCAGGCGUGAUAUCAUGGUGCACGACCUUGGCUCGGAGGACAACCGCUUCCUGGAAGUAGUUGUGGAAAGCGUCAAGGACAGCGUCACACACUAUCGGUAUCGGUUCGAACAGUAGUCUCCCAGAAAAAUCACCGAAGAGGAGGGGCUGGAUCUUGUCUGGACCUGGGGUCUUUAGCGGAGUUUGAAUCCUGCUCGCGCGUAUUUACCAGCCAUGCGCUUUCUAUGGUGAACGCGUCGAGAUGGGUGGGUGAGAUGCGAGCCUUAAGUUGUUGCACCCAUCACUGCGGUCCGAGGCCCAUCACGAUGCACGCAGGGCGGAUGAUAUUGCCCAAAAUUAUGGUGGAAGUCAAGGGUAAGGAUGCACCUCAAGCAUUCGUGGGGUUGAUUGUGGUUUAUGGAGAAUCGGCGCUAUUCCCAGAACUUCGGCGGGCUUUGUCUUCGGUGUCACUUCCAAUGAGAGAGCGAGGAAAAGAGAUGGCGAGAAAUACGGAAAGAAAAAAGACAGAAAGAAAGUGCUGCAUGAUAAAGGACCCCAUCUGUGGACGUUGGAGCGACGGUGUUGCCAUAUCCGGCUGUUGUUUUCUUAGCCAGCCAGUGUUUUCCUAAUUCUUGACCAAUUUUUUCUCGAAAACACGCGUUUUCGAGGAAUAACAACACGGUACAACUGUAUGUAGGAGACGUAAAUUGAUGAGCCUGUUGGGAUGGCCAAAGGCGUAGAUCAACGCGGAUGCGAAUCGAAGCGCUCACGACGUUUCGCUUCGAAACCCCUACAGGGAAGCAAGCCUUGUUCGAUCUAUGUACAGCACAUGUGUUCGUUGUGUGGGUGUCUUUCACUUCCUAUCUUUGUUGUCUUUUGUUUCCCAGUUGAUCUGACAAGGGUUGUGUCCUCGUCACCCGUAUCCUUCGGACCACUAGCACCUACCUACUGUAGUUCCCUGUAGAGGUGUAGACGAUGUUUGCUUGUUGGCAGCACCUACAGGGAGGCAAACCCUCGGUCGCUUUCUCUUCGAUCUUUGUACAGACGAACGUGUUUGAUUGUCUUCCAUUUCGUGUGUUGUUUCUUUCCUUGGCUACUUGAUCCGCCAAAUGCCACGCGUAUUCUUACCCAAAAGCCUCGGUUCCCGUAAACGGUUCGCCUCCUUGAUGUCGGCGUCUGUUUACCCUGCAUGUGUGUACCGGUAGUACAGAGAGUUUUUAAAAGUGGGGGCGAACGUUGGUUCGUUGCGGGUCGCGCACGUAGUUUGAUUCUAUCUUGGUUGAUCGACUUCACGUGGUGAAGUUUUGGUUUCAAUAGUUUGCAAGCUGAAACCUUUUACGCUGGCCGUUUGACGCAAAGUACUAGGUUUUGGAGGAAGAUGUCAUGUAUGUCUGUCUUG